Messenger RNA from Glycine soja, 1297 nucleotides. RefSeq names its product two-component response regulator-like APRR9. Lineage: Eukaryota; Viridiplantae; Streptophyta; Magnoliopsida; Fabales; Fabaceae. Gene Ontology annotation, cellular component: nucleus. The record is from RefSeq and is a predicted model, not a curated record. The transcript is spliced from 3 exons. Gene Ontology annotation, molecular function: protein binding. Gene Ontology annotation, biological process: regulation of flower development. Bases 113 to 955 code for a protein of 280 amino acids.
CUCACUUCAUUUUUCAUUCACUCUUCACAACUUCUACUAAACUUAGUAGCAAGAAGUGAAGAACCCCUACCUUCCCUCAUCACUCACUUACUUCUUCCCCAUCCCACGCGCCAUGUACACACACCGCAACGCCUCACUCUCACGCGCCGCCGACUCCCUCGGCCAUUUCCUCUCUCCCCCGGACGCAUCCGCGGCGUCACCAAUGCAGUACUCUCCCGCCGCCGCCGCCGCCGCCGCCGCUCCUCCUCCCCUUCACCACCACCACCACGGCGAGUUCGACUCGCUGCUCGAACUCAAUUACUCGGAGAUGAGUUCGAACAACACGUACAACAGCUGCAGCAGCGGGUGCACGAGCUACAUGGGGUCGCCGAGUUCGCUGGCGAGUAAUUACGAGAGUCGACGAGUAGUGCAGAGGAGCGUUAGCAGCCACUCGCUGCAAAAGAACGGUGGGACCCACCACCAUCCCUUUUCUGAGUUCUCUCCUCUUUUCGCUGAGUUCAUUGACUCGGAAAACGGUCCCGUACGGAGAGCUUGCAGUACCGGUGACCUUCAGAGAUUCAAUGGAAUGCAACAUUUUCAGCAUUCUGAUAGCUCAUUGUCAAGUGAAAGUAGUUUGAUCAUAGAAGAAAUGAGCAGAACCAGUCCUUAUAGCCCAGAGGAGAAGAAGGUGAGGAUUGAGAGAUAUAGGAACAAGAGAAACCAGAGGAACUACUGCAAGAAAAUUAAGUAUGCUUGCAGAAAGACAUUGGCAGAUAGCAGGCCACGUAUCAGAGGGCGAUUUGCAAGGAAUGGCGAAAUUGCAAUUAACCCUCCAGCUCAGUGGAGUCACAUGGGAAAUGGAGAGGAAGAGGAAGAAGAGGAAGAGAAUUGGGCUAAUUUCUUUGAUUCCUUAGUUCCUCCAAAUCUUGCUCAGGAGCCUCAAGGCAGUAGUUCCUCCUUUGGUGUGUUCUAUUAAAUAAUUGCAUGCGUAAAUCAGCAUGGCUAGAUAAUUAAGUUGUUUGUUUUCCCAUUUUUUUAAGUUUUGUAGUUGGUAAUUAAUGUAAAUAUAAUAUAUAUAUAUAUAUAUAUAUAUAUAUAUAUAUCCUUAUUUGAAUCAUGGAUGUGACCAUGUGCAGUUUUAGACUUCAAUCUGGGUUGAAGUUUGUAGUGCCCUUUUAUGGUUUUAUAGACUAGGCCUCAGUAGCAGCAGCAUUGAAUUGAUUGGAUAAAAAACUUUUGCAAGUUGUACUUGGGGUUUAUUUCCUAUAUGAUGUAUUUAUAAAAUUAUAUAUUUUAUACCAUGGACUUCUUUUAUUGA